This is a messenger RNA of Lepus europaeus (European hare), 1137 nucleotides long. Its product is annotated as MAP/microtubule affinity-regulating kinase 3-like. Gene Ontology annotation, biological process: protein phosphorylation. The transcript has a single exon. The record is from RefSeq and is a predicted model, not a curated record. Bases 1 to 1137 code for a protein of 378 amino acids. Gene Ontology annotation, molecular function: ATP binding; protein kinase activity. NCBI's taxonomy places the organism in Eukaryota, Metazoa, Chordata, Mammalia, Lagomorpha, Leporidae.
AUGGAAGGCCCCUUGGACUUCCAUCCUCCUCUGGACGGGUUCCGCUUCGUGGACGUGCUUGGCCGGGGCAGCUUCGGCCUGGUGAAGCUGGCCCGGCACCUGGCGUCCGGCAAGUACGUGGCCGUAAAGAUCCUCCUGCAAGACGCCUCUCCCAGCAGCCCGCUGUCCGCGCAGGGGGAAGCGGUCAUCCUGAGGAGCCUGCGGCACGAGAACAUCGUGCGGCUGCUGGCGGAGCGGCACACCAGGACGCACCUGUUCCUGGUAAUGGAGCUGGCGACCAAGGGCUCGCUGGAGAGCUACGUGCUUGAGCAGGGCGGCCUGGCCGAGGCUGAGGCCAGGACCCUGUUCCGCCAGGCGCUGGCCGCCGUGAGCUACUGCCAUGGCCAGCGCGUGGUGCACCGGGACCUCAAGCUGGGCAACCUGCUGCUGGAUGCCCACCUGAACCUCAAGCUGGCAGACUUCGGCCUGAGCCUGCGGCUGGAGCAGGGCACGCUGGUAAGGGGCUUCUGGGGGACCCCCGAGUACUGCGCCCCCGAGCUUUUCCUCGGGGAGGCCUACGACCCCUUUAAGGCCGACCUGUGGAGCCUGGGGGUGGUGCUGUUUGCCAUGCUGGCGGCCAAGCUGCCCUUCCGCGGCAAGGACACGGAGGAGCUACAGGACACGGUGCUGUGUGGCUGCUACGUGCUGCCGCGUGCCGUCAGCCCGGCCCUGCAGGAGCUGCUGGCCUGGCUGCUCACUGUCGACGCCUCGAGGAGGCCCAGUGCGGAGGACGCCAGGACCCACUGGUGGUUCGGCCCCAGCCGAGAAGCCGCCCAGGAUGAGGAGGAGGACGCCGUCACCCUGCUGCAGCCCCUGGGCGUUCCCCGGGACUCGGAGGCCAAGGAGUACCUGGCGGGCCUCGGCCUGCUGCCAGGCACGGGGACCGAGGGGACGCCAGGCCCUCAGCCCUGCGGCCCCGAGGCCCUGCCCGAGUCCUCACAGGGCGGGGAGCAGCACCACAUAGAGAAGGACCCCUUGUCUCUGGUGUCAGUGUCCUGUGACAGCAUGUCCGUCGAUGUUUCCUCCGCACGAAGCGACUCCUCCGAGGCCUCCAGUGAGUCUUGCCCUCCCCCCUGCCUCGGGGCCUCCAGAAGCUGA